UUGAUAGCAUAGAGAGAGAGAGAGAGAGAGAGAGAGAGAGAGAGAGAGAGAGAGCACGUUCUAGAACUUUUUAACGGCCGGCAGAAAAGCCUCUCAGGAUGAGAUAAAUAUGCUCUAAAUUCAGUUGCAUCGAACAUCUAUCCACCACUGGCAGUCAUCAGACAACUUAUUUGCCUCAUUCAAAGUAAGGUUUCUGGGUAUAAAUCUGCAGGGGCUUCAUCAUGGUGCCGGAGAAGAAUGAUGGGAUAAACAACGACAUGAGCCUUCCACCAAAUCAGCAGAACAGACCCGCUCUAUCGUGGGAAUCAAAGAUCCUGAAAACGGUGCCUUUGCCUUCCUUCCUGGGAAAUUUGAGACCAGUUAUGGGCCAUUGCUGCAACCAGUGCACCCCAGACUGUUUGAGCAAGAAGGUUGGACCAAACUUCUUUAGUGGCUAUCGCAACCUGCUGAAUAUCAAUGAAACCCAAACCAAAUGCAGAGGCUGGCUGGUGCGAAGGGUGUGCUGUGUCUUGUUUGUGAGUGGGUGCAAGGUUUAUGGGAGUCCUGUUAGCGACAGGUUGGAGAGAGUCUGUCAAAGCAACAGGGUGAAGGAGGUGCUGGCAGCAGACCAGAAAGCACUGGAAGGGAAAGAUGGCCAAGGGCAGCUCAGUCUCCUCUCACCCUUCCAACCCCUCAUCAAUACCUGCAUCUCCACUGGGCUAUUAAGAUUCACAAGCUGGGUGAUGCUGAAGAUAUGGGCAUCUGUGUUUGGAAUUGUCCAGGUUAACCUCAAUCAUCUGCCAGCUAUAAGCAAAGCAUCACAAGAGGGAGCUCCAGUAGUUUAUGUGUAUGUGCGUCAGAGAGCCGUGGACUGUGCCCUCCUCCCUCUCGUGCUCUUCUGUCACAACCUGAGAGUACCAUUCACCAUUUGUCCUGUCCAGAUUAAAAGCUACUUCCUAAGAUCAGUCCUGCAGAAACUCGGUGUGGUCCUUCUACCACCUUCUGCGCUGACUGAAGUGGAAGCUGAAAGGGACCCUCUGUAUUCUGUAGUCAUGACCUCUCUGCUACGGGAGCUGCUCCAUGAGGGUCAGGCGUUAAGUGUCGGUGUGUCAGCAGAGUCUGGCUUAGGUGGCCAGUGGCUGGCUCGCAUCAGGCAGCUCAUCAAAGAGGGAUCUGUUGCUGAUGUCACUCUGGUCCCUGUGGGCAUCUCGUAUGACCGUGUGACCAACGCCAACGUACAGGUUGGCUCGAGAUCUGCGUUGAAGUGGCUGCUGUCUCUUCUCUGGAAGGAACCAGAAGGGAGUGUGGUGAUCCAUUUUGCCCAUCCCUUUUCUCUUAAGGAGAUGUGUGAGUCAGAGAGGUGCAAAGUAGAAGAAUGGCUCCCUCUACAGGACUUGUUGCUGCCUGUUAUCUUCAACAACAGAGCUCACUGUGUGUUUGGGAAGAGAGAGAUGUUGUGGCUCCUACCAUCAUCUGGACAUGAGAAGAAUCCUGCCGAGAGAGACCUCAGCAUCGCCAUCAUCCUCCAUCUAAUCUUCUUAACAACGUCCUGCUUGGCUGGGAUGUCCACCAGUCUUGUUUCCAGUCUUUUGCUGAACAAACAUCGUAAGGGUGUGAGUGCAUCUGUCCUGUGUCGUGAUGUUGUUUGGCUCACGGAGGAGCUCCUCUUCAGAAAAAGAGAUGUUGGAUUUGGGGGACGUGUACCAGAGGUGGUCCACUAUGCCCUGUGUCAGCUUACUCCUCAUCUCAUCUUUGCUACGUUGCCAUCCAGAGAAGAGCCUUUUAUCGUGGCUCGUCCUUCGUUGGCCUCCACUCUUCACCUCUCCCUCCAGGCCCGGUCGGUCUUACACGCAUUUCUAGUUGAAGCUGUUGGAGCGUGCGCAACGUCGGCCAUGCUCAGGGAGGUGGUCAACGCCGGCCUUGGCAGCAGAGUCAGGACCGACAGCGUGAAGGAAGAAAAGGUCGAAGGUGACAUGGAGUUUGAUGUGGUGUUUGGUCAGUCUGAGCUGAUGGAGAAAGCCCUGCAGCUUUGCCAUCUCUUGCCUCCGGGCGUUAUGCCACCAUGUCAGUCCUCCCAGAGUUUUGCUCUGGAUGCCGUUGACAGUCUGGUUCGUUGUGGCAUCCUGAUCAUGGAGGAAAUUCCCAAAGAUAUUCCCAUCUGUGAUUUUAUGAAGCGGGAUGGCGCUCUGACCUGGGCCACCUCUGACGACCCUUAUCCCAGCGACUCUGACUGCGAGGAGCAAGACCCGUGCUCGUACAAGAUAAGCCAGCCGAGCCAGUGUCCAGACUUGCUCGUUUUCCUCUGCAGUAUGUUGUCUGGACAUCUGAGGGCGCUCUGCUGGACCACCAUGGCACUGGACCUGAUUGCCGCUCCUCUGCCUGAGGCAGAGUUCAUAUCUCGGAUACACUCCCAUCUUUGUGACACAGCAAAUCAGAAGAAACGGCACUAUGAGAGCUGCUCCGAGGAGGCGGCAUACACUGCAGUUAGAACACUAAUAGACCUCGGGGUCCUUUUGGAGACCCGUCAGAUGGGAGGCGACUUGUUGGGUGUGAGUCCUUUGUUCCAGUCGUCAGAGAACAGAGCGAAGCUGCACAGCUUCAUCUCGCAGUACCUCUUCAAUUAAUGCUAUGUUGAAACAUCCACAGUCUGGUGAACCACAAACUGUCCAAAGAAAUCACCAGGUCUCAUUUGUCGGGUUAAAGUUAAACAAGAUAACGGCUGCUUCAGAAUCCUGUUAGUCCAAAUCAGCUCAGCAUUCAGUACGUCGUCCCCAUGCUGCUAAUGAGUAAACCGGGCUGUCUGAAGGCGCUGCCGACAGGAGAUGAUGCCACAACCUGCUGUUCGCUUCAGAUUUAAGGGACUGAUCUGUGGCACUUUGGCUGUGUUGGAUGUGUCGCUGAACUCUUGUUACCACAAAAGUCCAUCACAGCCUUCUGCUAUCUCAUCCAGUCAAAGUCGUGGAAGUGCGUUUUCGACUUUUCUCCAGAAACUGUCUCUCUACAAGGAGAUGAAGUACAGACAUCCACGAGAUUCAUCAGAGUAAACCACAGAAAUAAAUGUGCUCUUCUGGAGUCGAGGAUAAUGAAUGAAAAGCAGAAACUGGAUGUUUUUAUUACCGUUUUAUUUAUCUGGGCUGUGGAUUUCAGGAGGAAGGAAAACAAAACUCCUCUAUUGUAGAUGAUAAACUACUCGUUCUACAAGAGAACUGAUGACUGAAUAAACCAAAACGUCUCUUGCUCUUUUUCUGUUGUCUCCGUCUUAUUGUUCUUCCACUGCGUCAUACAUCAAGCAUGCAGACUAAACAUUUAUUCUACCUUUAUAUUUAUUUUUCUGACCUAAAUAUUUAAGUUCAUGCAAUAAAAAUCAGUUUUAAAGUGCUCAUAAACAUAUUUCAUAUUUGUUGGAUCAAAUCUGGUCAAAGAACUAAGCAUCUGAUAUUUGGCGUUGUGCUACAGUGCCCCCUGGUGGUCCAGCUUCAUCAUUGCACCUGAAAUUAGACGCAGGCUUUUUAUUUGAACUUUUUUU
Molecule: messenger RNA, 3505 nt
Organism: Nothobranchius furzeri (turquoise killifish)
Lineage: Eukaryota; Metazoa; Chordata; Actinopteri; Cyprinodontiformes; Nothobranchiidae
Gene: gpat2
Product: glycerol-3-phosphate acyltransferase 2, mitochondrial
Biological process (GO): piRNA processing; triglyceride biosynthetic process; fatty acid metabolic process
Cellular component (GO): mitochondrial membrane
Molecular function (GO): glycerol-3-phosphate O-acyltransferase activity
Source: RefSeq, a predicted model, not a curated record